CUCGGUGGUACUUGAAGAAGAACGUUUUGAGCAAUUCAAACAGGGACAAUAUUAUCCUGCUAACAUCGGCGAUGUGCUUACUUCCAGAUACCAGGUUAUCGGUAAACUUGGUUUUGGGACUACUUCGACUGUAUGGCUGGCUCGCGAUCUUGAGUAAGUCAUUGCAUGUCUACUUAUCGUAAUCCAACACUGACCCACUGAAACAACCAGAGGUCACCGAUAUGUGACACUCAAAAUCUACACUCUUGGCGAAGAUAGCCAGGAAGAGUUUCAGAUCUAUAAGAACCUAAAUCAAGGGAGUUCACGGCACCCUGGUCAUGCUCAUAUAAGAAAAGCCCUAGAUAUCUUCACAAUAUCCUCUUCACGUGGUAGCCAUUCGUGUCUUGUUCAGAACCCGAUGUGGGAGAGCUUCAGGGACCUCCUUUAUCGAAAUCCUAAUCAUCGAUUUACUGAAGAUCUCCUCAAAUCUGGUCUUAUGCAAAUAUUUCUUGCACUUGACUACUUACACACCGAGUGCAAGCUUGUCCAUACGGACAUUAAAAGCGAUAACAUUCUCCAGGAAAUAGAAGACAAGUCCAUUCUUGAAAGUUUUACCCAAGCUGAACUGAAGAGCCCUUCACCCCGCAAAAUCGUCAAUGGUUUGCCAAUUUACACGUCACGCCGUUUUGACUUGCCGAAGGUAUUUGGCCGAGCGGUUUUAAGUGAUUUUGGCUCUGCUGUACGAGGAGAUGAGAAAAGGAACCACGAUGCACAGCCAAAUGUUUAUAGGUCGCCGGAAGUCAUGCUGAAGACUGAUUGGAGCUAUCCGGUCGAUAUAUGGAAUGUUGGUGCCGUGGGGUGGGAUUUGUUUGAGGGGAGACAUCUUUUCUACGGAAAUGACCCUGAUGGCAAAGGGUAUUCGACCCGGGCACAUCUUGCAGAAGUUAUGGGUUUUCUAGGGCCACCACCUUUAGAUAUGCUCCAACGUGGGAAACGAAGCCAUGAGUUCUUUACAAGCGAUGGUAAGUAUUAACUAAGUAUUUUCUCGCUCAGUGCACCUAGUGGAAAACUUACGAAGACAACCUUACAGGGAAAUGGAAACAGGACCUAGAAAUUCCGACGGGGGUCAGUCUAGAGCUGUCGGAAGAGUUUCUCGACGGAAAAAGUAAGGAGAUGUUUAUAGCUUUCAUGAGAGGGAUGCUUCAGUGGCGACCUGAAGAUAGGAAGACAGCGAAGGAACUACUGCAGGAUCCGUGGUUGAAUAGCUAACUAUUAGUUAAUGAGAGAAAUUUUGGUUCUUUUCUCUGUCGCUAUCCUAGAACCUGCUCCAUUAGUUAACUAUUUGGUUAACUAGUUAGAUCUAUAUGUUCUGUCAUUCUAAAAGUAGGAAAAUAUUAAUCCCAACAGAACUACAAUUGAGGACCCCAAUUGACUUCAAAAAAGGUGCUUACAUUGAUCAAGGUUUGAACACAAAGGCCCUGCAAAAGGUACAGUCCAUGGAUAUUUUUGAAUUGGAGUAUCGACUGCCAAUGUUGUAAGAAGUUGGCUAGUUAACUUAGUGAGUAAUGGCCCCUGAGAAGAUUUGGGCACCUCCCAUCUUUGUCCUUGCGUCAAGGGGAAAAAGCUUUGAUAUCAGCUCGGAGGUCAAUUAGAAAUAGACGGGGAAUCCACAUCACUAGCUUUAUUGCCGUCACAUUCCAGUUAACCGGGAUGAGCCCGUUUGGAGAUCAUCCCCACAACUCCUAAUCCCCCUUACAUAGUUACAGGACGUUCCAGUACAGCUUCUCAGUCUUUAAAAUAUAUUGAGUUAGGCAUUCUCACUUUCGCCUAUGCAAGCGCUCAUGCUCAGAGAGGAUCAAGCACGCGAAAGUUAAGAGCCUCACUGCCACCCAAACCCGGAAAGCGGGCACCCGGAUAUUAGUUAUGUGAAUGUUACAAAGGUUGGAACCUCCGAAACGAGGCGCCGAACGAUUGACAUUGCAUAUUUCUAGGCUGUUUCGCUAGUUAUUAUGUAGCAUGCAUGAGUGGGCUGGUCUUGACACGCCAUCUGCAGAAUACGAGGCUGUCUUCUGUUGACACUUCUGAAGACAGCUCUCUCAGAGUCAAGAGGAAGCUCGUUAGCCGUUGACAGCUUAUUGGUUAGUUGGAUGAGAUUGAGGAAACACUCGGCGGGAGGGGCCCCAAUCC
Messenger RNA from Trichophyton rubrum CBS 118892, 2166 nucleotides. RefSeq lists its product as uncharacterized. Gene Ontology annotation, biological process: protein phosphorylation. Gene Ontology annotation, molecular function: ATP binding; protein kinase activity. The transcript has 3 exons. The record is from RefSeq and is a predicted model, not a curated record. The coding region runs from base 398 to 1012 and encodes 204 amino acids. NCBI's taxonomy places the organism in Eukaryota, Fungi, Ascomycota, Eurotiomycetes, Onygenales, Arthrodermataceae.